AUGUUUCGUGGGCUCUCUAAAGCGCUUGAUUGGUUGCAGGAGCUUCCUAGUCUGCACUAUAAGCAUGCCCCCUCAAACGAAAGAAUGCUAUGCUUAUUAAAACACUGUGGAAACCCUGAACGAAAGGUGCGUUUUGUGCAUAUUACAGGGUCAAAGGGGAAAAGUAGCACUUCGCAAUCCCUCGCAUACCUUUUAUCUAAGCAAGGAAAAAGAACUGGGCUUUUUAGCUCUCCUCACAUACAAUCAUACAAUGAACGCAUAAAAAUUGAUAACCAGCCAAUUUCUGACGACGAAUUCCUUGUUGUAAUAAACGAGGUACAUACUGCAGCACAAAACUGCAGCUCCCAAGGAAGCCGCCCCACUUUUUUUGAAAAGAUAUUUUCUGCAGCCUUGCUUUACUUUCAAAAAAAACACUGUGAAUGGGUGGUUGUUGAAGUGGGCAUUGGUGGUCUUCAUGAUAGCACGAAUGUCAUUACACCACAAUUAAGCAUCAUUACCAAUAUAGAGCUUGAGCACUGCGAUAUACUAGGAUACAGCAUAGAAGAAAUUACCUACGAAAAAGCUGGCAUCAUUAAAACUGGUGUUCCUGUUUUGCUGGGCUCUCAGACACAUAAUGUAGUAUUCAAUAUAGUACGCAAAACAGCAGAGCAUCAAACCUCCCCUCUGUAUAUCUACGAUAGCUGCACGCAGCAUAGUAUACGUAAACAGGGCAUUGAUGGCAUUACUGCUACCCUUGCUGUUACCCCCUGCGCAUACAGGGGAAAAUCAAAUUCUGCACAGACAUCAAAUACGCAAGUAAGAAGCAAAGCAUUACUUACCCACAUUGUACAAAAUCAAAUGCUUGCAACUCUUGGGCUUGCUAUUCUUCGCAAGCACGCACAUACAAUAGAAACACUGCCUGCAAAACUCUAUUUUCCCCAGAGUGCUCAGUUGCCUUGUAGAGGUGAACUCUUGCAUAACACAUUAUACCUAGAUAUUGCACAUACCCCUCAGUCGCUAAGCAAUACCCUUCGAUUCUGUUCAAUGUUUUUUUCACAGUCCAUACUGUUACUAGGAAUAUCCCAAGACAAGGAACAUGAACGUAUCGCUAAAGCAAUAGCUCUAUAUCUCCCAUGUUUUCAACGUAUCAUCGUUACCAAGGCGGGAAGCAUAAAGCCUCAGAACCCUACGUUGCUGUACAACGCCUUGAAAAAUACAGAAUCGCAUUUCAAGAAACAAAGCACACGUCGUAGCACCCUUAGAUGCAUUAACGAUCAUUACACUGCUUUUGAAAAAGCUCUUGCGUAUGCAAAGAAAAAACAUGCUGUACUUGUAAUCUGUGGGUCCUCUUAUCUCUGCUCUGACUGCAGAAAGUACUAUCUUACGGAGUAUCUAAGCCAUGUCUCUUAA
This is a messenger RNA of Ylistrum balloti, 1389 nucleotides long. RefSeq names its product dihydrofolate synthase/folylpolyglutamate synthase-like. The transcript has a single exon. Gene Ontology annotation, biological process: folic acid-containing compound biosynthetic process. Bases 1 to 1389 code for a protein of 462 amino acids. Gene Ontology annotation, molecular function: dihydrofolate synthase activity; tetrahydrofolylpolyglutamate synthase activity; ATP binding. The record is from RefSeq and is a predicted model, not a curated record. Gene Ontology annotation, cellular component: cytoplasm. NCBI's taxonomy places the organism in Eukaryota, Metazoa, Mollusca, Bivalvia, Pectinida, Pectinidae.